UCCACCAACCCAAAACCUUUUCGACUUCAAAACGGAAUGAAAUUGUAUCUCUAACGUAGGAUAAAAAAACAACUUAAACAAGUUACGCAAUGACAUAUCGUUGGACUAGGACAAUUCACUAUGACACAAAAUCCUUCGUCGUCCAGCGAUCCUGGAAUCAAGGUGAGAAUCCACUGCACGUCACGACGUUACCAGCUGGUACCUGUUCUUAUUGUUGUCCUAUCGACGUGGACCGAGAUAUAGAGUACCUGCUUUUUACCAGGAGGAAUCCAACUUGUGGGACGACGUUAAAUAUUUCAGACCCGUAUUCCUUGCGGAAGAGUAAUUUUAACGACAGAUAUCCAACAGUAAUUUUCAUUCACGGAUAUAGCGGCAGUGCGAGGGCAGGAAGUGCCACGGCAAUAAGAGACGUUUACCUGAAACGAGGCGAGUACAAUAUAAUCUUAGUGCACUGGACCAAAUUGGCCGGUCUGCCAUGGUACGUGACAGCGGUUCGAAACACGAGAAUAGUCGGACCUCAGGUCGCUCGUCUGGUGAAUUGGCUAGACGCUCAGGGAGCGAUAUCCCUAGCCAGCUUGCACGUAAUUGGUUUCAGCUUGGGGGCCGAGAUCGCUGGUUUCAUGGGGAAAGCUCUUGCUCCGCGGAAGGUUGGAAGGAUCACAGGAUUGGACGCAGCCUAUCCUCUUUACAUGAACACGGGCGGAGACGGGCAUCUGACAAAGACUGACGCCAUGUUCGUCGACGUGAUUCACACCGAUGGUGGAAACUUUGGCUUCCCAAAUCCCUUGGGUCAUGUCGAUUUUUAUCCGAACGGUGGCAAACCUAUUCAGCCUGGAUGCAAUUUGGACAGUGUUAUUCGGAGAAGUGUGUCGAGACUCAUCAACCACUAUAUCGUCUGUGGACAUAACAGAGCAUGGAUGUUUUAUGCGGAAUCCGUGACAAAUCCGUUUGGAUUCCCUGCCAGUCAGUGUCCAAAAUGGCAUCCAAAUAUCCAGGCACAUUGCACGUGGACACCUGAUGUCUUAAUGGGCUUCGCGGUGGAUUCUAGAGUCAGAGGGAAGUUUUAUCUAAGAACUAAUGCGCAAGCACCCUUCGCGAGGAAUGCAACUGGAUACAUAAGAAAAUGAUACUAGUUUGGAUGAACCAGACGAGCAAAAAGUCUCAAUUCUUUGAGUAUAGUCCGAGAAAAGAGAGAAAACAAAGAUUCUAAAUAAUUACUGGACGCUCAAAGUGUAACGACAAUAUUCACAAGAAACUGCACAGUUCAUCCUAAUUUCAUUAAGUCAUAAAAAACGGCAGGGACAUCGUGGAAUAAUUUUUUCGUAGGAGAAAAUUAAAAGUAGACAAAUUUUAACAGCACCGAUACUAGAAACGAUCGAAGUAAAAAUAUUCAGUAAAGAUAUUCUCACAGAAAUGGUGAAACAAUGUCGUGGAAUAAUUCCUUGACGAAAAAUAUGGAAAUAAAUAUUGAUAGAUUAUAAUGAUCCUGAAAAUCGAUGCUCGAAGUUAGGAUUAAUAUUAUCGAGAAAUGGCAAAGCAUUCUCACGAAAAUGGCAAGAAACUUUAUAAAACAAUCUCUUCGUAGGAGAAAAUAAAAAAUCGAUAGAUUGAUAGACAAGAAAAUUGAUAUAAAGGUUCCUGUUAUCAAUUGUGAAGAAUGUCAAUAAAGUUGACUACCAUCGUACGCGUAGUUUCCCUCCUUUACGACCACGGAUAGGGGACACGAGGCAAAAUGGUCUGCAAUUUAGCAUUAUUUCCGAUGCGCCUUGGCUACUCACGAAAUAUGGAAAUUCCAAGGACGAUUGUCUUCUUAUUUUCUAUUUUAGACAAUCGAUGAGGAUUGGAACGACUCCCCGAGGUGGGAGUAAUUGUGUUAAACGUUUCACAAUUCAUCAAUUCGGAAACAGGAGCACAAUGAAGAGCGAAGAUCAUGAAAAAAAAACGGAAUUGGAUGAUCUCCAAUACUGUUCUGAGCUUUUGCUGUAUUGUAAUAUCACUGGGUCAGAGAUAUUCAAAAAUUAUGUAGUCUUUGGAAGAUAGUUAUAAAUAAGAAGAGAAAUAUCUAUAAUAUUCGAUGACUAACAAUAUCAAACAAUUCUCCAAUCUCUAAAGUAUUUCAUAUAUCAGCGACGAUUUUACUGAGCAAUUAAAAACAUGAAGAAAUUUUAACUUAGACUAGACCUUCAUUUGAUAGGAAUAAUUUAGUCAUUCUAAUAUAAUUUUGAUUAACAUUCUUUGUGAAUGACAUUUAUUAUCUGUUAAUGACGAGAUUGUUUCUGUCGACUGAAAAUAUCGAUGAUGUAAUGAUAUUUGCACAACAGAAGUCAUUUUUAAAUUACUGAUGUUUACAGGAGUACAUUUAUGGGAAGAUAUAAAAAUGCACAUAAUGUACAUAAUGUAAAAAACAUACAUAUGCAAAAUAUCCAAGAUAAAGUACCUGUUACAAUAUUUAUUAGAUGAAAUAAAGUACCUAAGUUUUUUUUGUACGUAACUGAAUGACUAGAAAUACUCCAAAAUCUCUAAAUAUUUAUAAAUAAAAAGGAACGUAUCAACAAACAAAUCUUUCACAUUCUACGUU
This is a messenger RNA of Bombus pascuorum, 2578 nucleotides long. Its product is annotated as pancreatic lipase-related protein 2. NCBI's taxonomy places the organism in Eukaryota, Metazoa, Arthropoda, Insecta, Hymenoptera, Apidae. Bases 90 to 1127 code for a protein of 345 amino acids. Gene Ontology annotation, biological process: lipid metabolic process. The transcript is spliced from 6 exons. Gene Ontology annotation, molecular function: lipase activity. The record is from RefSeq and is a predicted model, not a curated record.